Paramecium pentaurelia is the source of this 1568-nucleotide messenger RNA. NCBI's taxonomy places the organism in Eukaryota, Ciliophora, Oligohymenophorea, Peniculida, Parameciidae. The record is from the annotation of a GenBank genome assembly.
AUGUCUAAAUCACCAUACAUUCCUCCAGAAGUUAAAGCAUAUAUUGAACAAUACAAAAUAGAGGAUAUUAUUAAAGAUGCAGUUAAUACAAUUCUUUCAUAAAAACCAGCUGAUCCAUAUACAACAUUUUCUCAAUACUUUGGAAAAGUAACUUAUUAUUAUAAAUUAAGUUAUCUACUCCUGUGAUUGAAUUAGAUGAAGUUACUGGUUUAGAAAUCUUAAACAAUGAGUUAAAGCCAACUAUCUAAUUGAUUUUCACUGUCUAAUUCAAAAAUCAAAAAUUGCAUUUUAAUUCCCCACUCUAUUUUUCUUAAGCUUUUCCAGAAUAAGAGAUAUUUUAGUAAGAUUAAUAUUAAUUUAAGUGAUGAUGAAUAGAAAAACAUGAAAUAAGCUAUAUAAGAAAUAGAAAAGGUUUCUCUCUAAUUAAGAGGAAAAAAAUCAAAGGAUUAAAAAUAGGUUGAUGAUACUUUAAUGAAAUAUCUUACUGAACAUCCAGUAUAUAAUUUAAUAUAUUUUAGAAUCGUAUUAAUGUUAUUCAAUAAAUUUCAUUUAGUUUACUUCCUUUGCAUGCUCACUUUAUGAAUUAAAGUUUAUCAAAAUUACUAUGUCAAUAAUUUAAUACUUAAGAAGUUAAAACACCUAAAAUUUUUGUUAAUUUACUUUAAGGUAGUAAAGUAGUUGGUUCUAAGUGUAAAAUUUAUAAGUUUUUAUUAAUAUGUGAUGGAGAAGGAGCAGUAUAAAAAAUAUAAAAUGUUGUUAAUAAUGUCAAAAAAACUAUUAUUUCAGGUAAAAAAGGAGAAGCUGGUCUUUAAUUUUAUUAAGAUGGAACAUUUAUAUGUCCUGGUGAUACAAUUCCAGAUAAUAUAAAAAUAAUUGAAUAAGCAAUAGAUGCAGCUUAACUGAAGGAUUAAGUUUAACUUGGUUUAGUUUGGUUAGCUGAAUUAUUUUAUGUACCUGAAGAAAAGAAAUAUGACUUAGAUAAUCCUAAAAAAUUAUUAGAUGCAGAUUAAUUGAUAGAUUAUUAUUUUAAAUUAUGCCAAGAAAAACCAAUUAUAGUUUAUUUAGAGGAUCCUAUUCAUCAUUCUGAUAUUGUGGGAUGGACAAAAAUUACUAAUAAAUUUAAAGAUUCUAAAGUUAAAUUAGGAAGUAGAAGAUUAUAUUCAAAUAUUGAAAAGGCAAAGAAACAUUGUGAAAUAUUGACUUUAUAAACUAAUCCUGAAUUAACUGAAUAAUAAAUAAACUAGAUGAAUAAUGAAAGAAUAAAUCUUGAUUAUAUUUAUAAGCCACUUUAUGAAUAUAAUACAUUUACAGAGUUAUAAAAUCAUUUGACCUAUUUGAUUUCAAAAGUAAUAUUAAUUUAAAUAUUAGAAAUCUUCAUUACAAUUUAUUAUUGGAGAUUCAUUAGUAGAUACUGAGGACUCUUAUUUCGUAGAUAUUGCUGUAUUUAUAUUUUAUAUAUAAUUUAGUUUUCACUUCCAAAUUCUAAUAUUAAUAUUGGUCCCCCAAUUAAAUUUGAAAAAAUUAUUAAAUACAAUAAGUUUUUAAAAUUAUGCCAUGAAAGUGAUUGA